Molecule: messenger RNA, 399 nt
Organism: Ilex paraguariensis (yerba mate)
Lineage: Eukaryota; Viridiplantae; Streptophyta; Magnoliopsida; Aquifoliales; Aquifoliaceae
Source: the annotation of a GenBank genome assembly
AUGGCUGAUAUGAGCUGUAACUACAAGAGGGUUGGCCGGAGAUGUCACGGUAUGAGAGGUUUCCGGCUAAAAUACCCCCGGAGAUUUUCCGUUCAACGGCUGCGAAAGAAGUUCUUGUUCCUGUUCAGGGUCUGUAGCAGGUGGAGAUUUUCUCUCAGAUCGUGGACGAGAAGUACAUGCAGAAGUAGAAGCGAUAUUAAUGGUGGAAGUAGCAGAAGAAAUUUUGUUGCCCAGGAGGUUGAGGUGCCAAAUAUGUAUCAAUAUCACAUAGACUAUAGGCUUAAAUCAUUUGGGCGUUCAAAUUCUUUUUAUUCCGAAGCCAUUUCAGAUUGCUUGGAGUUCAUCAAACGGUCCUCUAUAUCAGUGGAUGACAUUGACAAGCCAGUCAACCAAAGAUAA